Molecule: messenger RNA, 1576 nt
Organism: Arabidopsis lyrata subsp. lyrata
Lineage: Eukaryota; Viridiplantae; Streptophyta; Magnoliopsida; Brassicales; Brassicaceae
Product: putative F-box/FBD/LRR-repeat protein At5g56810
Exons: 3
Coding region: 167-1453 (428 amino acids)
Molecular function (GO): protein binding
Source: RefSeq, a predicted model, not a curated record
AAUAAAUUGAAACUUAUCUUUAUGAAAAAAAAAAAGAAUAAAACCAUUAACAAAAACCAGGGUUUCAUAUCUCUUCUCCUUCUAAUCCAAUGAGUAGCCUAUUCCUCUACUCUUCAGCCAAAAAUUAGGGUUUUUAUAUUCCUCCUUCAGAUCUAACGAUUUAGCGAUGGAAGAGGUUACAUAUCCUGAUAGGAUCAGCCAGUUACCUAACGAUUUGCUUUUUCGAAUACUCUCAUCAAUCCCGGUAAGCGAUGCAAUGUCCACAAGUUUAUUGUCUAAACGAUGGAAAUCUGUGUGGAAGAUGUUGCCAAGGCUUGUAUACAAUGAAAACCUUUGUCCCAAUAUUGGUUCUCUUGGAUUUGACCAAUUUUGUGGCAGAUCCUUGUCCUUACAUGAAGCUCCACUUCUCAAAACCCUAAAUCUCAAACUUAGGAACCAAUCUGAUUCUUUAGAUUCUCUCAUAUUUCCAAACAUACGUUCCACACUCCUUGAGAUGUCAAUCAAAUCUACUGAUUAUCCUUGUUAUUACAGUACUAUCAGUUUCCCAAACAACCUUGAUGUCUUCCAAACAUUAGUUGUCUUGAAACUCCAAGGCAAUAUUACUCUUGAUGUUGUUGAUUCUCCGGUUUGUUUCCAGUCUUUGAAGAGUUUGUACCUCAAAUGUGUGAAUUUCAAGAAUGAAGAAUCUUUUUCCAAACUUUUAUCAGCCUGUCCUGUUCUUGAAGACCUCUUCCUCCAAAGACUUUGCAGUGUCGGCCGUUUUUUGUUCACCAUAUCAGUCCCUUCUCUACAGAGAUUAACCUACAAUAAAGAACAAUGCUAUUAUUCUAACGAUGAAGCCAUACUCGAGAUUACUGCUCCUUCUUUGAAGUACUUAAAUAUCUUCGAUCGCGUAGGUGUUUUCAGUUUUAUUGAAGAUAUGGAUAAGUUGGUGGAGGCAAGUGUUAAAGUUAAUCUGUCAAAGAAUGAGAAGCUUUCUAAAGCUCUUACUUCGGUUGAGCAUCUUUCGCUAGAUUUAUAUCCUUCAAUGGUUUUUCACCUUAAUGAUAGAUUCAUCUCCAAGCAACUUCUUCAUCUGGAAUUAGACAUUUACGACAACUUUCGGUCAAAUCUACUUCUGAGUUUUUUGAAAGAUUUACCUAAGCUACAAUCUCUCAAGCUCAACCACACACAUCCCAACUAUACUGUCGAGGAUCAACCGUCUUCAGUCUCUGGACCGAGCUCUGUUCCUGAAUGCUUGAGCUUCCAUCUCGAGACUUUUCAAUGGAUAGGCUACGCAGGAACAAUUGAAGAGACAGAAGCUGCGGUUUACGUUCUGAAAAACGCUCGUUGUUUGAAGAAUGCUACAAUAUCUCUGCAUUCAAGGGGCACAGAGAAUGAUCUGAUGAUGAUUAAGGAGUUGGAAUCUAUGUCUAAAGCUUCAAACAUGUGUCAGCUUUUAGUUAAAUUUUAGAACUCUCUCCUAGUAAUGGGUCACAUCUUGAUCUUGUAUUAUUUCAACUUUAGCAAGAGAUAAUUUUAUUAUUCGAAUCUGAAUUUGCAUUAGAUUAUUAAACUUUUCUCUCUUGGUAAAAAA